AUGGCCAAGUCACAUCUGCUGCAGUGGCUGCUGCUGCUGCUGCCCACACUCUGCAGCCCAGGUGCAGCCGCCGGGUCGGCAUCAUCCCUGGAUUGUGCACAGGGCCCUAAAGUCUGGUGCCAAAAUCUGGAGCAAGCAGUGCAGUGCAGAGCCCUGGGGCACUGCCUACAGGAAGUCUGGGGACACGCAGGACCUAAUGACCUGUGUCAAGAAUGUGAGGAUAUUGUCCACCUCCUCGUAAAGAUGACCAAGGAAGACGUUUUCCAGGACACAAUCCGGAAGUUCUUGGAGCAGGAGUGUGAGGUCCUUCCCUUGAAGCUGCUUGUGCCCCGAUGUCGCCAAGUGCUCGAUGUCUACCUGCCCCUGGUUGUCGACUACUUCCAGAGCCAGAUAAACCCAAAGGCCAUCUGCCAUCAUGUGGGGCUGUGCCCACUGGCACAGGCUAAGCCAGAACAGAAACCAGGGAUGCAGGAUGCUAUUCCAGACCCUCUGCUGAACAAGCUGGUCCUCUCCGCCAUGCCAGGGGCCCUCUUGGCUAGGCCUGGGCCUCACACACAGGAGCUCUCUGAACAGCAGCUCCCCAUCCCUCUGCCCUUCUGCUGGCUCUGCAGGACUCUGAUCAAGCGGGUCCAAGCCGUGAUUCCCAAGGGUGUGCUGGCCGUGGCUGUGGCCCAGGCGUGCCACGUGGUACCCCUGGUGGUGGGUGGCAUCUGCCAGUGCCUGGCCGAGCGUUAUACAGUCCUCCUGCUAGAUGCACUGCUGGGCCGGGUGGUACCCCAGCUCGUCUGCGGCCUCGUCCUCCGAUGUUCCAGUGAGGACGCCACUGGCCCAGCCCUCCCUGCUCUGGAGUCCCUGACAGAAGAAGGGCCACGACAAGACACUGAGUGCCAUCUCUGCAAGUCUGUGAUCACCCGGGCCUGGAACGCCAGCGAACAGGCUAUGCCACAGGCAAUGCGCCAGGCCUGCCUUCGCUUCUGGCUGGACAGGCAAAAGUGUGAGCAAUUUGUGGAACAGCAUACAUCCGAGCUGCUGGUCCUGGUGCCCAGGAGCCGGAAUGCCCAUGUCACCUGCCAGGCCCUGGGAGUGUGUGAGGCCCCGACCAGUCCUCUGCAAUGCUUCCAAACCCCACACCUCUAA
Molecule: messenger RNA, 1137 nt
Organism: Peromyscus californicus insignis
Lineage: Eukaryota; Metazoa; Chordata; Mammalia; Rodentia; Cricetidae
Gene: Sftpb
Product: surfactant protein B
Exons: 10
Coding region: 1-1137 (378 amino acids)
Biological process (GO): sphingolipid metabolic process
Cellular component (GO): lysosome
Source: RefSeq, a predicted model, not a curated record